Macrosteles quadrilineatus (aster leafhopper) is the source of this 4019-nucleotide messenger RNA. RefSeq names its product cell division cycle and apoptosis regulator protein 1-like. The transcript is spliced from 22 exons. The record is from RefSeq and is a predicted model, not a curated record. Gene Ontology annotation, cellular component: nucleus. NCBI's taxonomy places the organism in Eukaryota, Metazoa, Arthropoda, Insecta, Hemiptera, Cicadellidae. Gene Ontology annotation, biological process: regulation of DNA-templated transcription. Bases 143 to 3838 code for a protein of 1231 amino acids.
GAUGCCAGAUUCCAGAAGAAGGAACCUAAACUAAGCUUUUCUUACUAAUUCUUUCUUUAGUUUUAGACUUUACUUUCUUUGAACAUAUUCGGGUUAUUGUUUACGUCGUCCACGAUCUACCUCAUAACAUAUUUUACAAGCAAUGUCUCAAUUUGGUGGGGGUGGUGGUGCAGCUAAGAAUCCACCAUGGGUUCGCCAAACUCAAGGUAUGGGAAUGACACAACAGAUGUCUCAGACCAGUCAGAUGCAGCCCCAGCUGAUGACACAGAUUGGUAGUACUGCAGCAGCGGCCAUGUUGCAAUACCCUCAGGCUCAGAUGUUCCAGCAGACCCAACUUGGCCAGUUGCAACAGACUGGGAUGACCAUGCAGGCGAUGGGUAGUUUAGGGACCAGCCAGAUGUCCACAGCGGGGGGUCUGAACAGCACCAUGCAGCCUACUGGAGCUGCCGGGAUACAGCAAACUCAGUUGUACCAGCAGGCAGGCACUGUCAGCUACCCCACUCGUACCAUCAUGGCGUCACCGUUCGCAGCCGGGGCAGUGGCUCAAACUGCGCCAGUGGCUAACAGCACUAACAACAUGGGGGGCAGUCAAGGCGCCACGCCACGCCAGCGAGUGUUCACCGGUACCGUCACUAAGGUGCAGGACAACUUUGGCUUUGUCGAUGAAGAAGUGUUUUUCCAGACAAGUUGCUGUGUGAAGGGCUCCAACCCCCAGGUAGGAGACAAGGUGUUGGUGGAGGCUAUGUACAAUGCCAACAUGCCCUUCAAGUGGAACGCUACCAGGAUACAGGUGCUGCCCAUGGACCGAGGGCAAGACGGGGGCAACAUGCCCACCCGGCGGGGCUUUACCAGCGGCCCUGUCUAUAACAACGUCCCCCCUCCUUCCGAUGACAUGAAUAGUUCCCCAGUGAACGACUUCAAUAGAAGAAAUAGAAAUAACAAGCGAAACAGAAGGGAUGAUAGUGACUUUGAUAGAAAAAGACGCAGGGAUAACCAAAGAAGUAUUGAUCAAAAUGAGCGAGUAGAAAAUGAACGAGUACAAACUCAACGAUCAAGGGACGAUAAAGAAAAAGAAAAGGAAAAAGAGAAGGAGAAAGAGCGUGCCAAGAGCCCUAGGAGGCGCAGCAAAACGCCGAGGAGGAAGAAGGCUCGAGUGGUUCCUAGAUAUAUGGUUCAGAUACCCAAGAUUGCCCUUGACAUGCCUGAAGCAGACGUUCUAGAGAUCAAGAAACGCUACACCAACCUGUAUGUUCCUUCAGACUUCUUUGUGAGUUCCUUCAAGUGGGUUGAAGUUUUCCCACCUCAUAGAUCCCUGAGUGUGCGACCUUGCGUUUUCCAUGUGAUGCAUAAGGAUGUUGAACCUGUGAUAGAGAAUGAUGCUGUACUGGACCCUCCAGACGCUGAUUAUCUCUUCUCUGCUAAGGUGAUGCUGCUAAGCAUGCCAGAGAUAGAUGAGAUCUACCGCAGGUCUUGUGGUAUGGCUGAGGACCGGGAGAAAGAGGGUAGUUACGAUGAUCGAGACUUUGUUCAUCCCACUCGACUUAUCAACUUUUUGGUGGGACUCAGAGGCAAGAACGAGACCAUGGCUAUUGGUGGUCCCUGGAGCCCUUCACUGGAUGGAGCCAACCCCGCCUCUGACCCGACGGUGCUCAUCAAAACUGCCACCCGCACUUGCAAAGCUCUCACCGGGGUGGAUUUGAGCAACUGCUCACGCUGGUAUCGUUUUGUGGAGAUUUACUACCACCGGGCAGAGUCGGUGCACAAGGGCAAGACGAUUCCUGCGAGAGUUGAAACGGUGGUACUUUAUCUGCCAGAUGUGUGGAACUGUCAGCCUACGCGGCUAGAGUGGGACGGACUCCACCUCAACUAUAAGAAACAACUGGACCGGCUGCUCAACCAGGACGAAGAGACUGAUGCUGAUGAAAAGGAUACGAGCACUACUGAAGUGCAGAAAAAGGAGCCUAGCCAUUACUCUCAGUUGGACCCCAAAGUGAUGAAGGUGAACGAACUCCGUGAGGAGCUCGAAGCUCGCAACUUGUCUUCUAAAGGACUCAAGUCACAACUGACGGCCCGACUAACCAAGGUUCUGAAGAUGGAGCAGGAUAAGGAAGAAGAGGAAAAAGCUGCUAAGGAAGGGAAAUCAGCCAAAAUCGAAAAAGAUGAAAAAGAGGAAGCAGAAAAGAAGAAGAAAGAGGAGGAGGAGAAAAAGAAGUUGGAUGAAAAGGACAAACAGUUGUUGGAGAAGAGAUACACUUUGCCUGAGAAGAGCCACAUAGUUGUUCAUCCCUCUCGGACUGCUAAGUCUGGAAAGUUUGACUGCACUGUCAUGUCACUGUCAUUACUGCUGGACUACAGGCCUGAGGACUCCAAGGAGCACUCUUUUGAAGUAUCUCUUUUUGCUGAACUCUUCAAUGAAAUGCUGAUGAGAGAUUUUGGAUUCCGCAUUUACAAAGCAUUGGUUGAGGCGCCUGAGAAGCCCAAAGAAGAAAAAGAGGAUAAAGACAAAAAGGAUAAGAAGGACAAAGACAAAAAGGAUUCUGAUGAGAAAAAAGAUGACAAGAAGGAUGAUAAAAAUAGUGUAGAGGAUGAAGAUGGAAGUGAUGAUGAUGAUAAGAAAGACAAAAAAGAUUCUGAGAAGAAGAAAAAAGAUAAAGUGAAGCUGACAACAGUUGACCCUUACCUGUUGUUGUCGUUUGUGUACUUUGAUCAGACUCACUGCGGCUACAUUUUUGACAAGGACAUUGAAGAACUCAUGUUCACUCUGGGACUCAACUUGUCUAGAGCUCAGGUAAAAAAGCUAGUACAGAAAGUGGUUUCCCGGGACUCUUUGCAUUACAGAAAACUAACGGAUAAACCUAAAGACGAAGUCGCCAAUAAGCCAGCCGAGACUCCAUCUCCCACUGCAGAAGAGAUGGUCAAUUUGGCAUUUGGGAACAAGAGAUUGCUGCCGGUCUUUGACGAUGACAGCACUUCAAACAAGCGUAUCAGGAAAGGAGGGUCGGAGAAAAUGGAUGACAAUAAAGCCCUUCCAAGUGGGUUUGUUAUGUUCAACGGAUCGUUGCUGGAUGUCAACAAACUGCAGUCACAGUUACAGCGGAGUGAAGAAUCUCGUCUUAAGAUUGAGAAGAUGAUUGAAAAGCUACGAGUGGACAAUUCCAACCUCAAAGAUUCCAACAAUAAAAACUCUUCAACCAUCAAAAAGCUGUCAUCGGAUCUAAGAGACUACAAGGAGAGGCUCACUAAUACUAAUUCCGAACUCUGCAACAUGGAUGGUAAAACAAAGCUUUAUUUCAACAUUAUGGCUGAAAUACAUGACAAGCUUUCAUCGAUUGUAGUUCAGAAACAAAAUACAAAAGAAGAAGUAAUUGAAGAUGUGGAAAUGGAAGAUGUUUGUGAGUCAAGCGGGAACACUGAUAAGAAGAAUAGUAUAGAAGCUAAGAAGGAAUCUGGUCAACUCUCUUUAAAAUCUGAAUCAGCUUCAUCAACCAGUAGUGAAGCAGGAUCUAAAGCUAACGAGAACGUCUCAGUAACGGUAAAGGAAGAAUCUGUAAAAGAAGAACCUAAAAAUGGUAUUGAAAAUUCAACUACUUCAGAAAAACAAGAACCUGAGGAAAAUAAAUUAACAUCUUCUGAAGUUACCGAGAAGACUGUUGAAGUCGCUGAGAAGACUGUCGUUAAGAACGAAGAUAAGUUACCUUCAGAAAAAAAGCAAACGGAAGAGCAAAACUCAUCUCAGACUCCUCUGAAAGCUGUUACCCCAAAAGCUGACUCCCCUUCCACCCCAAAAGCUGACUCCCCUGCCACUCGUUCUACGAGAUCAAACACACCCAAGAAAUAAGUGUUCACAGAAUUUGCAUUUUAUUUUGUUAUUGUAAUUGAGUAGUUAUUGACUAUUAUAUGUAAUUUUAAUUUUACAUAGUACCCAUAGAAGUAUUUGAUCAUGUGUUGUGAAAUAAUUAUUUUGAUGUACUUGUUCCUUUUAACAUGUGAGAACAAUAAAUAUGAGUAUAAUAUUUGGA